Monoraphidium neglectum is the source of this 354-nucleotide messenger RNA. RefSeq lists its product as hypothetical. NCBI's taxonomy places the organism in Eukaryota, Viridiplantae, Chlorophyta, Chlorophyceae, Sphaeropleales, Selenastraceae. The coding region runs from base 1 to 354 and encodes 117 amino acids. The record is from RefSeq and is a predicted model, not a curated record. The transcript is spliced from 3 exons. Gene Ontology annotation, molecular function: structural constituent of ribosome. Gene Ontology annotation, cellular component: mitochondrial large ribosomal subunit.
AUGCAGGGCGUGCGGGCCCGCCUCGCCGCGCUCGUGGUGCAGCGGCUUCGCGGCCUGCCACCAGGUGGCGCAAAGAAGCGCGUUGUCGACAAAGGCCCGGCAAAAGUCGGCGAGCUCAGCGCAACGGCUGCCACGGGCGUGGCCAUCCGCAAGGGCGAGUCCGACCCCCCCAUCCUGCCAGACGACCAGUACCCCGACUGGCUGUUCGGCCUCAUGACGCCGGAGCCCAGCACGGCGGAGCUGCAGCGGCUGUACGAGCAGGACGGCCUCACGCUGCCGCAGAUGAAGCGGCUGUUCCGCUACAAGAACAAGCAGCGGAUACGGGAGAACAACGAGGCACGAGCAAAGAAGUAG